AUGGGAUCUUCGCAGUCCACAAAGUCUUUUGACUCAACGGAGGAUCCGAGCAUCAACUGCGGUCUUGUAGAUGGCGAAACGCCCUCAGAAUUUAGUAGAUCGUACAGCGCCGACGAAGAAGCAGCUUCGCCAAAUCUUUCUGUCUCAUCUGAAGGAACUUCAGAUGAAUCUGAGACAAAUGAAUCCCCACAAAAACUUACUUGCGGCGAUGAAAAGCACUCACGACACUCCGCCAUUCUCAUUUUUGACCUUGAUGACACCCUGAUUCCUACAGAAUGGAUUCGAUCGACUUUCGCCGCACAAAAGCACAAGCACGCAACUGCUGAUGAGGUUUACCAAGAAAUAAGGGAAGAACUAGAACGCCUUACAUCAAAUAAAUUGACUCCUAUUAUUCUAGGCACUUUGAAGAGGGCCAAAAAGUGGAGCGAGACGGUCGUAAUUGUAACGAACGCAAGGAGUGUUAAGUGGCUAUCAGCAAUGAAAUCCCUCUUUCCCGAGGUUGUGCAGCUCCUUCAGGACGAAAAUAUCCCUAUUAUCCGUUCCUGCCCAACUGGAGAGGAGCCAAGCAUUCACGAGGCACCUGCGUACUUCAGUUAUUGGAUGAAUGCCAAGAAAACUAAAUUUUUUGAGGUCGUUGACCAGCACUUCCAAGUCAACUCUAUUUCGCCAACAACAACGGUAGAUCUCAUUUCCAUAGGGGACAACGACUUUGAAGAAUAUGCAGCUUUGCGUGCUGCCUAUGAGCUACCAACAAUAAGGCUUGCAAAAGUGGUCAAAUGCCGUUCGGGACUAGAACCGCAAUCGUUCCUGCAUUGGAAGAAGGAAAACUCAUUGAUGCCCCUCUUCGACGGAUCACAUGUGGAGUUCGGAAAGGCUCGCCCAGUGGUACUGCCAACGCUGAAGCAUAUCUUCCCCUGCUAA
Eimeria maxima is the source of this 921-nucleotide messenger RNA. RefSeq lists its product as hypothetical. Lineage: Eukaryota; Apicomplexa; Conoidasida; Eucoccidiorida; Eimeriidae. The coding region runs from base 1 to 921 and encodes 306 amino acids. The transcript is spliced from 5 exons. The record is from RefSeq and is a predicted model, not a curated record.